CGUCUUUGUCAUUUGCCUCCGGCGAUGAAGAACAAAGAAUAUCAUAGAAACUGGGCGGAUCUUCCACCGGAGCUGACGUCUUCGAUUCUUCUCCGUCUUAACAUACAUGAUAAACUCAACAACGCUCAGAAGGUAUGCAAAUCGUGGCGACGCGUAUGUAAAGAUCCAUCGACGUGGACCAAAAUCGAGACGCGAAUGUCAAAAAAUUUCGAUGUCUGGAAGUACGAUCUCGAAGCCAUGUGCCGUCACGCCGUUGAUCUCAGCCGUGGCGGUUUGCUGGAGAUCAACAUUGAAGACUUUGGGAGCGAUUCUCUCCUCUCCUACAUCGCCGACAGAUCAAGUAAUCUUAGACGCCUUGGAGCUGUUAACUGUGGUGGGAUAACGAGUUUUGGGAUUUUCAAAGCAGUUGUGAAACUCCCAUUGCUUGAAGAACUCGAGGUUGUAACGCACUCGUUUAUCUCAGGAGAUCAUUUGAAAGCUAUAGGCAAGUCUUGUCCAAAUCUAAGGACGUUGAUGAUAAGGCAGUUGAAGCUUCAAGGCAUGGGUUAUGUGGACUGUGGCGAUGAGAUUGCUCUAGCGGUUGCUGAAACGAUGCAUGGUCUUCGCCACCUCCAGCUUUUAGGGAACGGGUUAUCAGACGCCGGUUUAAACGCCAUUCUUGACAAUUGUCCGAAGCUGGAUCAUCUUGAUAUACGCAAGUGUUUCAAUAUUAACCUUGUUGGGGAUCGGGAGAAGCAGUGUUACGAUAGGAUCAAAGUUUUGAGACACCCUAAUGACUCGAUUCAUGAGUAUGAUGCCAUUGUUUCCGAUUACUCAUAUGACAACGAGGAGGAGUAUGUCUACGACAUUUCAGAUGAUGUCGGCUAUCGUUUUGACUCGUACAUUUCCUCUUUACUGUAGUGUAGCUUUUGAGCGUGUAAAUUCUCUUGUCAUAGUAAGAACAGAAUUAACAUGUUUCUUUCAG
Arabidopsis arenosa is the source of this 964-nucleotide messenger RNA. NCBI's taxonomy places the organism in Eukaryota, Viridiplantae, Streptophyta, Magnoliopsida, Brassicales, Brassicaceae. The record is from the annotation of a GenBank genome assembly.